AUGUGGCCCUGCUUUGGCAUACAUGCUCUUCUUAUUGUGGCUGUUACUCUGAGUCCCACGACUGCCACAGCAUGGAGUGAAAACGAUGUCACUGAAGAAGAUAUAUAUCCCCCUCUGUGGGACUUUGCCCCUGGAAACCUGCUGGAUUUCCCAAUAAAGGACAACAAAAUUGUCAUCAAUGCUUGGAACUAUCGAGAACGACUGGGAGUGUAUAAGGUCUUGCUGAAGUCUUCAGCCAAAUAUUUUAGUGCCUUUGGACCCCAAAAUUCUGGCAAUAUUCUCUGGGGAUUACCGUUGCAGCACGGUUGGCAAUUCCGUACAGGUAGGUUAGCAGAUCCUUCUCAUGCAACUUCCUGUGGCUAUGAAAGUGGAAACCUCCUGUGCCAAUCUGUAAGAAGCUGGUGGUCCUGUAUGAAUUACUACCUGUCUGUGAUCCCCUUUCUGGGGGCAGUGGAGGCUGGGCUCUUUGGGCAGCUGCCACACGAGAUAGAAAUACUGCCACCAGAGGAGCAAAGAGAGGAUUUCUGUUACAGUGUUUCCGACUGCAGAUCUCGCAUGCCCAAGCUCCUGGAUGGCUGGACAGCCUUUUUUGAUUAUCUGCUGUCUACAGAAGACAAAGCUGUGUGCCCUGCAACCAUCUCCUCCUUCAAACUGGAUGAUGCCCUCGGUCUCAUGUGGAAGGCGCAUGUUCUCUCCAUUGCUUAUGCACUCCCCAAGUUCCAGGACAGAUUAAAAUAUCUCUCUAAGCCAGAAGAAAAUUUUGGUGAAGACUGGUCUAAUGCUGUAGAUUUCAUUGCAGCCACACACUUCUCCACAGAUUUGCUGACAACAAACAAGUUCCAGGCUUUUCUGCCCCAGAGGAUGCUUGUUGAAGGGGAUGUCAUCCCAUCCAUUAGUGACUUCACCCGACAACAAAAUAAAGUCCUGUUUGCAUUGAGAGCUCUUCACAAAGCAAAUAAAUGGACAGGAGGAUUGCUGCUGAAGCUUUGGCAAAAGUCUAUGUCUACUGAAGCAGGAAGAAAAAUCGGCCGAAAACUGAUUGAAAUCUUGACUUCGAGCCAGCAGCUUGACCUAAUGGAAAUUUAG
Acanthisitta chloris (rifleman) is the source of this 1086-nucleotide messenger RNA. Its product is annotated as chromosome unknown open reading frame, human C6orf58. The transcript is spliced from 6 exons. The record is from RefSeq and is a predicted model, not a curated record. The coding region runs from base 1 to 1086 and encodes 361 amino acids. NCBI's taxonomy places the organism in Eukaryota, Metazoa, Chordata, Aves, Passeriformes, Acanthisittidae.